This is a messenger RNA of Haplochromis burtoni (Burton's mouthbrooder), 662 nucleotides long. Its product is annotated as leukocyte cell-derived chemotaxin-2. The transcript is spliced from 4 exons. The coding region runs from base 76 to 531 and encodes 151 amino acids. Lineage: Eukaryota; Metazoa; Chordata; Actinopteri; Cichliformes; Cichlidae. The record is from RefSeq and is a predicted model, not a curated record.
AGUGUUUGUUUGUUUUCAGCCUUUAAAGUCUGCGAGACGACGAGCAGGCGCUCAGCCUGAGGGUCGCAGCUGAAGAUGAGGCGCCUCCUCGUUUUACUGGCUGUUUUGUGGGUGUGUGACGGCGUUAAGUUCGGUCAGCUGUGCAGCAGUAACCCGAGCAACAGCCGGAGGACGUCGGACAGAUGGGGACAGGGACAGUACGGAGCCGGACGGGGGACCAGACUCCACCAAGGGCUGGACAUCAAGUGCAGCGACGGCGCCGCUGUCUACGCUCCGUUUGACGUGACUCUUAAAGGGAAACUGACCGUCUACACCGACCCCAGUAAGGCAGCCAUCAACGAGGGCAUCAACCUGUCAGGACAGGGUCUUUGUUUCAAGCUGUUCUACGUGAGGCCGGACCGAACCUCAGGAACGGUGAGGAAGGGGCAGAGGAUCGGCACCAUGCUGCCCAUGCAGAGCGUUUAUCCGGGAAUCACCUCACACAUCCACGUCCAGAUGUGCGACAAGCGCGACCCCACGCCAUACUUCUGAUCCACCUUCAAACACCGUCGACAACCUUCAUUACCAAAGAGGCUUUUCUCUGAAUGUUGGUGGAAAACUUUAGCUCCUCAUCCAUAUAAAAGGAUUCUGAUGGGUUACAAUAAAACACUUUGAAAACCGUU